GCAGUCAAACGUGCUGAUUUGAUGAACUGCAACUAGAGAUUCAAGCAAACGAAUCAACCGAGCACACCGAGCUCGGGCUUCAGUGGAGCAAGUGACAAUUGUCGGCAGGUGAAUGAGCGUCUGAACGGUCAAGACUUUCGAUCGUGUUGAUCAGAAGUGAAUGUAGCCGGUUUAUUCUGGUUUAAAUAUACUCGCGCGUGUGAGAGGUAACCGGGUUUAUUCGCACAUGUGGCCCAUUUGACCCGGUCUGAGAUAUCCAUAUUUAUAGAAUCCGAGUAUAAAUAACCAACUUUUUUCGGUAUAUAUUUACCAUUUUUUCACAACUGAAUAGUCAAAUUUGUAAUAAAGUAACUUGAAAUUACACGUUACAAUUCACAGCUACAUCAAUACAUCGUAAUCACUGCUGUUAAAAAUACAAUUUCAUACAUCUACUAUCAAAAUUAUUUAUCUGCACUCAUAGCCACUGAAAUAUAUUUUAAUCACCAAUAUUAACCUCAUAGAAAUCUGAGUGUAGUUGGUUUCCGAAACAUAUUGCAAAAGAACGUACGAGCAUUCGUACAUAGUAACAUACACACACGUCCCAGACUCACUUUACUGUCUCCAUGGCGAUGAGUCGGCCCACGUCCACGCCGCCGCACACCAUCAGCUGAGUGUCAACAGGUCAUCGUCGCUGGACUUCCAAUACUGCCGUGAUGUCGGACCCCCAGCAACCAGCGGCGCGGGAAGCCAUGGCAUCAUCCGUGCGCUUCACCGUCACGCCCAUCAAAGCCGAAGAUCUCCCAGGUGUGUCGGACACGUCUCCAGACAUCAGCUCACGUUCCAGCGGGAGGGUUCGGUUCGGCUCCAGGGAGAGCAUGAACCGAAGCGAGCCGCACAGCGAAAUGUCCGGUGGGAUCGCGACAUCUGCGGGGGCCAAUACGCCGGACCGCUGUAACAUGGAUCAAGGUGAUGAUGGUGUGAAGCUGUCCAAUGUGUACAGUAAUAACUCGCAUGCGGGUGAUGACGAUGAUUUCUACGACAGGAAUCUGGCCCUGUUUGAGGAAGAGAUGGACACUCGUCCUAAAGUGUCGUCUCUGCUCAAUCAUCUGGCGAACUACACGAACCUCACACAGGGCGCUAAAGAACACGAGGAGGCGGAGAGUAUUGGAGAGAAACGCAAACCCAGCAAGUCUCCUCAGAUGGGCACGUUUAUGGGUGUGUAUCUGCCGUGUCUUCAGAACAUCUUUGGAGUGAUUCUGUUCCUCAGACUCACUUGGGUCGUCGGUACUGCUGGAGUUCUGCAGGCGCUGUGUAUCGUCUUUACAUGCUGCUGCUGUACCAUGUUGACUGCAAUAUCUAUGAGUGCCAUCGCUACUAAUGGAGUCGUGCCAGCGGGUGGGUCGUACUUUAUGAUCUCACGUUCUCUGGGUCCGGAGUUUGGGGGGGCCGUGGGCUCAUGUUUCUAUUUGGGUACGACCUUCGCUGGGUCCAUGUACAUCCUCGGUGCUAUCGAGAUUUUACUGAUGUACAUCGCUCCCGGGGCCGUCAUCUUUGUUUCUGACAAUACAGAUGGCGAGGCAGCAGCCAUGCUGAAUAACAUGCGCGUUUAUGGCUCGAUCUUCUUACUGCUGAUGUCUCUGCUGGUGUUUGUGGGAGUCAAAUAUGUCAACAAGCUAGCGUCUGUUUUUCUGGCCUGUGUGAUUAUUUCCAUUCUCUCAAUCUACAUCGGAGCGCUAGUAUCCGCCUUCAGCCCGCCCUCGUUCCCUGUUUGCAUGUUGGGGAACCGAAGUAUCUCACAGCAUGGGCUUAACAACACCCAGUGUGCUAAAACCGUCCGGACAUUGCGUGAUACCACGACGCAGGAGGCUGUUAACAUCACCGCCACUGAGAGCUUCAAUGCCACAGAGACUCCGCCUGUUACGCCUGCCAUGGUGGAGAACACAACAGUUCUGUGGUGGCACUUCUGUAACAGCUCGGAGUUGAACGCCGUUUGUGAUGAAUAUUUCAUCCAUAAUAACGUCACACAGAUACAGGGAAUACCUGGACUGGCUAGUGGUGUGAUCUCAGAGAAUAUCUGGAGUUCUUAUUCUAGUAAAGGAGAUGUUUUGGAGCGUGGCUCUCAUGCCUCCACCCACAGGCCGACUGUGUCCAAUCACUACCCAUACGUAUUUGCUGACAUCACCACUUCCUUCACUCUGUUGAUCGGAAUUUUCUUUCCCUCUGUCACUGGAAUCAUGGCCGGCUCGAACAGGUCUGGAGAUCUUAAGGACGCUCAGCGAUCGAUUCCCAUUGGAACGAUUCUCGCCAUCCUUACCACAUCCCUCGUCUACUUGAGCUGUGUGGUGCUGUUUGGAGCCUGUGUGGAGGGUGUUGUGCUUCGAGACAAAUUUGGAGACUCUGUGAAAGGAAAUCUUGUCGUGGGCACUGUGUCAUGGCCCUCGCCUUGGGUGAUUGUGAUAGGCUCUUUCUUCUCUACGUGCGGCGCUGGCCUCCAAUCACUGACUGGAGCUCCUCGUCUGCUGCAGGCCAUCGCUAAAGACAACAUUAUUCCUUUCUUGAGGGUGUUUGGUCAUGGUAAGGCGAAUGGAGAACCUACCUGGGCUCUGUUACUCACCGCUGUCCUCGCUGAACUGGGAAUCCUCAUCGCUUCACUGGACCUGGUCGCUCCAAUACUCUCAAUGUUUUUCUUGAUGUGUUACCUGUUUGUGAAUUUGGCUUGCGCUCUUCAGACGCUGCUUAGAACGCCAAACUGGAGACCUCGGUUCUCAUACUAUCACUGGACGUUGUCUUUUCUCGGCAUGAUGAUCUGUCUAGCACUGAUGUUCAUAUCCUCAUGGUACUAUGCUAUUGUUGCCAUGGUGAUUGCUGGAAUGAUAUACAAAUACAUCGAGUACCACGGAGCAGAGAAGGAGUGGGGUGAUGGUAUCAGGGGUUUGUCUCUCAGUGCGGCUCGAUUUGCUCUGCUCAGACUGGAGGAAGGACCACCACACACCAAAAACUGGAGGCCUCAGCUCCUGGUCUUGCUGAAACUGGAUGAAGAUGCUCACGUGAAAUCUCCACGUUUGCUGACGUUUGCGUCUCAGCUGAAAGCAGGGAAAGGUUUGACCAUCGUGGGAACUGUUAUACCGGGAAACUUCCUUCACGGUUAUGGUGAAGCUCUCGCUGCCGAGCAGACUUUGAGGUACCUGAUGGAUAAAGAGCGUGUGAAGGGUUUCGUUCAGUGUAUUGUGGCGCAGAAGCCGCGUGAGGGCAUCAGUCACAUGAUCCAGUCGAGCGGUCUGGGUGGCAUGAAGCACAACACUGUUGUCAUGGGCUGGCCGCACGCCUGGAGACAGAGCGAAGACCCUCAGAGCUGGAAAACCUUCAUCAAUACAGUUCGGGUCACCACAACAGCUCAUUUGGCUCUGCUGGUGCCGAAAAACAUCUCUCUGUUUCCAAACAACAGCGAGCCAUGUACGGAGGGAUACAUUGACGUGUGGUGGAUCGUUCAUGACGGCGGAAUGCUAAUGCUGCUGCCCUUCCUGCUCAGACAACACAAGGUGUGGCGUAAGUGUGGCAUGCGUAUCUUCACCGUGGCUCAAAUGGAGGACAACUCAAUUCAGAUGAAGAAGGAUCUGGCCACGUUUCUUUAUCACCUGCGUAUAGAUGCUGAGGUGGAAGUUGUUGAAAUGCACAACAGUGAUAUCAGUGCGUACACGUAUGAGAGGACGCUCAUGAUGGAGCAGAGAUCUCAAAUGCUUCGACAGAUGCGUCUAUCCAAGUCUGACCGCGAGAAAGAGCGAGUUCGCUGGAGUUUUGAUGAUGCACAGCUUGUUAAAGAACGGAACUCCAUGUUGCGUCUGACAAGCAUCGGCUCGGACGAUGAUGAUGACACUGAUGGGAUGAGUGCAGCCGAGAAGAGCGCAGAUUACCGACGCGUUCACAUGACCUGGACGAAAGACAAAGCACUGCAGCUCCUAUCAAACACGCAAACGAACACGGCAUCCUGCUGCAGCACGCCAGAAGGGUUCAGAGACAUGCUCAACAUUCGCCCUGAUCAGUCCAAUGUGCGUCGAAUGCACACAGCUGUCAAACUCAACGAGGUUAUUGUUAAUAAAUCCCAUGAUGCUCGGCUCGUCCUCCUCAACAUGCCAGGACCACCCAAGAACACAGAUGGAGAUGAGAACUAUAUGGAGUUUCUGGAAGUUCUAACUGAGGGGUUGGAGCGAGUCCUAUUAGUGAGGGGCGGAGGAAGUGAGGUCAUCACCAUUUACUCCUGAUAGCCAAUCAGCUUCUGUCGCAGAAGAGUAUUACAAAGGGAAGAACGGCCAAUCGAUUCAUUUUUCUUUUUAUGAUUUAUCAUCGGCUGUGUCUACGAGAAACUCCCAGCCAACGCGUCUUAACUGUACGACUUCGAUUUAAGUUUGCGAAAAUGUAACAUUCUGACCAAAAGUAGUGUUUGAUAUGACAUAUUUGGCAUUAUGUUUGUGUCCGAAUAUUUGUGCACAUAUGAAAACAGGCGUAUAACUCUUUCAGGACCGUCAUCGUAAAUGUGCAUGUGAUAAACUGGACCAAUCAGUAUGAGACCGCAUACACGCAAGCACACGGAUCACACCGCGGGACGAAGAGUGUGUUCCACAGACUGACUCAGGGCUGAAGCGCUUGAUAUUGGACCUAUAGUGUGUUGCAUUUGGGAGAGUGUAUGUGUUUGUUUUCGAGACAGAAUGUUAAAGGGAUAGUUCACUCCAGAAAUGUUUGGGUGAACUAUUCCUGUAUAUUGUGUUGCUAGCGUGUGAUUGUGAUCAUACAUGUUCUGCAUGGAGAAUUUGAAUGUGAGUUGACAUGUUUUAAUAAAUUGGUCUGACAGAAUUGUAGCAAUACUGUAUUUUCAGCAGCCAGCCAAUAAUUCAAGCAUUCAUUGUCCUAAUAUUUGGAUGUUUAAAUGUACAUACACAUUUAACACUGUUAUUUUCUCCUUUGAAACACUGCAGCGUCCUGUCGGCAUCUGCAUUGUUCCUGAAUUCCUCCAUUCCUAAAAUGAUUGUAUUUUCCGGCCCGGCUUUAUUUGUGGGAAUGCGAGUCUUAAUUCAUAUGUAGUAAACAAGUUUUUAUCUCGUUGUUUUUUUUUUUUAUCAUUAAUUGCUUCUAUCAUGUGCAGGGAUUGUGAGUUUGUUUUUGUUUGUUUUUUUUUAAAUCCCAAAUGAAAAAUCUGCUGUUUUUACCACGUUAGUAAAUAAAAACAAAAGACUUUAAUUCAUCUCUUUUAAAAAUUCCACCAUGAAGGUUGUUGG
Messenger RNA from Myxocyprinus asiaticus (Chinese sucker), 5249 nucleotides. RefSeq names its product solute carrier family 12 member 6-like. Gene Ontology annotation, cellular component: membrane. Bases 693 to 4238 code for a protein of 1181 amino acids. NCBI's taxonomy places the organism in Eukaryota, Metazoa, Chordata, Actinopteri, Cypriniformes, Catostomidae. Gene Ontology annotation, biological process: chloride ion homeostasis; chemical synaptic transmission; potassium ion homeostasis. Gene Ontology annotation, molecular function: potassium:chloride symporter activity. The transcript is spliced from 26 exons. The record is from RefSeq and is a predicted model, not a curated record.